Messenger RNA from Pedinophyceae sp. YPF-701, 576 nucleotides. NCBI's taxonomy places the organism in Eukaryota, Viridiplantae, Chlorophyta, Pedinophyceae. The record is from the annotation of a GenBank genome assembly.
AUGGCGGAGCAGCCGGCCGCCGGCACGGCGGAUGCGGAGCACAGCCGGUGGAUGGAGCACGCGCUGCAGCAGGCGCGGACGGCGGCCGCGCGGCGCGAGGUGCCCGUCGGCUGCGUGUUCGUUCGUGACGGCGUGAUUGUCGGCAGGGGCGGAAACGAGACGAACGCGACGAGGAACGCCACGCGGCACGCCGAGCUGGUGGCGAUCGACGGUAUGAUCGCCGACGCCGGCGGCGACUGCGCGCAGCUCCGUCUGCACGAGUGCACGCUGUACGUCACCGUCGAGCCGUGCAUCAUGUGUGCCGGCGCCCUGUCCAUCCUAGGGCUCAAGCACGCCGUGUACGGGUGCCGCAACGACAAGUUCGGCGGGUGCGGCUCGAUCCUGAGCGUGAGCGACGCUGGAUGCGGGGGCUGCGGCGGGGCCGCGUCCCCCGGGUUCCCCACCACGGGCGGUGUGCGGGCGCAGGAGGCCGUGGAGCUGCUGCGCAGCUUUUACGCCACAGGCAACCCCGCCGCGCCGAAGCCGCACCGGCCGGUCGUCAGCGCAGAUGGCGCCCCGGCGCUGCACCCGUCCUGA